Molecule: messenger RNA, 975 nt
Organism: Capronia epimyces CBS 606.96
Lineage: Eukaryota; Fungi; Ascomycota; Eurotiomycetes; Chaetothyriales; Herpotrichiellaceae
Exons: 1
Coding region: 1-975 (324 amino acids)
Biological process (GO): snoRNA splicing
Cellular component (GO): U2-type spliceosomal complex
Molecular function (GO): metal ion binding
Source: RefSeq, a predicted model, not a curated record
AUGGAAGAACCGCAAGCGGCGCUUGAGGUGCCUCAAUUCACAUUUAAGAAGCGCAGUGUCAAAUCUAAGUCGACUAUUCGCAAAAGAGAAGCCACCCCUCCAGCGGACGAUUCCGACUCCGGCUUCACAUCGUCAGAAGAUGAAUAUGGAAGACAAAUAAAACGCAGGCGGAGGAACGCCGGGAUGAUAGCAUCUUCUUCUGAUAUUCCUAGACACCGUGCUGCGGAAGUCGAGCAGACUACUGCCGCUGCUGUUGUGGCACCCACAAAUAAAGACGACGCUACCAAAAGAUCAGACUGGUAUGACGAAGAUGUCGACAAGAGAUCAGAGAAACCUACGAUCAAGUCAUCAGACCCAUUGACUUCGGACGGUACAUACAAGGGGGUGGCAAACUAUCAGUCGUUCAUUCAAAAGAAUCCAGAUCGUGCUGGAAAGCAAGUCGGGCCGGUCAAAACCUCAAGUAAUGUAAGAACGAUCACUGUCACGGACUUUGCGCCAGACGUGUGCAAGGACUACAAGCAAACCGGCUUUUGCGGAUUUGGGGAUAACUGCAAGUAUCUUCAUGCGCGCGAGGAUUACAAACAAGGAUGGCAGCUUGACCGAGAGUGGGAAAUCGGCACGAAAGGGAAGAAAUUGUCGGGGAAGACUGUGGCAUCUGCGAAUCGCAACAAUCAACCAGGCCAAGAUGAUGAUGACGACGAGGCGCUACUUGAAAAGAUACCAUUUGCCUGCAUCAUCUGCAAAAAGCCAUACACGAAUCCAAUCGUGACCAAAUGUGGGCAUUACUUCUGCGAAGCAUGUGCUCUGAAGCGAUAUCGAAAAGAUCCGUCCUGUGCUGCAUGUGGUUCAGGUACCAAUGGGGUUUUUAACGUGGCCAAAAAAUUGACUCGACUGCUUGAGAGAAAACGGGAGCGGGAGAAUCUAAAGAAAGAGAAAGCCAUUGAAGCCGGUGAUGCGGUUGGAGAUGGUGUAUGA